AUGAUCAAGGAUACUCUCUUUGGUGCCUCGUACCUUGCACCUGCUUUCGUGAAGCGCUGGUACCAGUCAACGAUGACCGCCAAAACAGAGAGCACCAUAUCUUCAAGUCCAAAUGAACGAUGCUUUCAAAAGAUACCCGGACGCAAGAUCCUUCAUAACCUUACCCACGGGGGCGACGGGUUUGCAGGAAAACCAACCGGUGGUGAUUCCCCAACCAUCUCCGAAUCACUCCUUGGCUUGCUGCCUCCAUCCUCGGAGGCCCUGCUUUCUUCGCCUUUUCACGCACCACCAACAGUAACACCGUUCAGCAUAGCCCUUGACACCAACGUCACACGCGAAGCUGAAGAGAACACAACACCGACGCGUCCGCGACAAGCCCAUAUCCCGAUCUCAAACUCAGUUACGUUUGGCUCUCUCCGACAACCGCAACUCCAUUGCAUCCGGUUCCCUAGCACAGAGCGCUGUGCCGUGGCUCCUCGAAAGCAUGCGCCGGGACGCAGUCUUCCAAGCUACGAUGGAACUCGCGACAGUCGUGGUAGCCGUUUCACGGAGAGUUUGAAACCGACCACUGUACAAUAUAUCGGAGCAUGCGUUACGAUAAAACCGAUGUGA
Molecule: messenger RNA, 612 nt
Organism: Penicillium argentinense
Lineage: Eukaryota; Fungi; Ascomycota; Eurotiomycetes; Eurotiales; Aspergillaceae
Exons: 1
Coding region: 1-612 (203 amino acids)
Source: RefSeq, a predicted model, not a curated record